AUGAUGAACAAUUUCCCUCCGCCGCCCGACGAGCCCAUCCCCGUCAUCCCCCGCGAUAUCGAGGCCAAGCGAAGCGUCCCGUUGCCCCGCAAAGCACCCACCGUCCGCAGUGGCAAGGCCUCCAUCUUCGGCAAGGCUUCUAUCCCUUCAGUCUACUGGGCCGGCGACGAUCCGACGCCUCUCAAUGGCGACGAGUACACAUUCUAUCGCGAGGGCACUCCGCCGCCGGAUGAAAAGGGCGCUGCCGCCUCCGCCGGAUAUGCACGGAAGAGGGGUCUGAGUCUAUACGAUGAGGAAAGGAGGGCGCGCCAGGAGAGGAGGCAACGGAAAUGCUGCGGGUUGAGGAUGUGGGUGUUUUGGCUGCUCGUCGCUCUCAUCAUCCUCGUGGUUCUUGGUGUCGGAGUCGGUGUCGGCGUCGGUGUGGGGCUCGGAGGAGGAUCAAAGUCGAACGAGGCGGACGGUGGUGCGGCGCGGACGAGCUCUGCGACGCCCACACGGACUUCAGGCUUGCCUGGAGCUGCCUCGGGGACUCCUAUGGCUAGUCCAACCGCAGUUCAGUCGGGAAGCGCCAGCCCAUCGACUACACUCGCCACGUCGACGAGGACCUCAUCUACAGCCUCUUCCUCACCCACCGCGACAUCUGGGCCUAAUGCUCUGUGUCCCGACGCGGAUAAUACGGUGUACAGCCCCACUGGGUCUGAUAAGCGGUUCCUGCGGGUAUGUGGCAUCGACUACAUUGGCGAGACGGAGGCGAUCGACAUGUCCAACAUGUUGGCGAAGAGCAUGGGCGAAUGCAUGGACAUCUGCUCCAAGACGGCACAAUGUACUGCCGCCGGAUGGGGCAACGUUACUACAACUCAGGGGACGAUGGAGCUACGGUGUUGGUUAAAACGGGAUUUGAAGAGUUCGCAUGAAGUGAAGGAGGGAUGGAACUUUGCCAUCUUGCUGUGA
Colletotrichum truncatum is the source of this 951-nucleotide messenger RNA. RefSeq lists its product as uncharacterized. The record is from RefSeq and is a predicted model, not a curated record. Lineage: Eukaryota; Fungi; Ascomycota; Sordariomycetes; Glomerellales; Glomerellaceae.